GGUGAAAUAUGUGUGUUGUCUAGCAAAAAAGCUUAUGGUCAUAAAUAUGCAUAUUCAAGAUAUUGUUCAUAUAAUAGCGUUGAGGCAUUAAAAAAAGAUAUUAUAGAUAAAUGUCCUAAAAAAAUAGACAUUGGACCAAUAUACACUGCAAGG
This is a messenger RNA of Entrophospora candida, 153 nucleotides long. NCBI's taxonomy places the organism in Eukaryota, Fungi, Glomeromycota, Glomeromycetes, Entrophosporales, Entrophosporaceae. The record is from the annotation of a GenBank genome assembly.